This is a messenger RNA of Anoplopoma fimbria (sablefish), 1221 nucleotides long. RefSeq names its product COPI coat complex subunit epsilon (gene cope). Gene Ontology annotation, molecular function: protein binding; structural molecule activity. The coding region runs from base 36 to 944 and encodes 302 amino acids. The record is from RefSeq and is a predicted model, not a curated record. The transcript has 10 exons. NCBI's taxonomy places the organism in Eukaryota, Metazoa, Chordata, Actinopteri, Perciformes, Anoplopomatidae. Gene Ontology annotation, biological process: retrograde vesicle-mediated transport, Golgi to endoplasmic reticulum; intra-Golgi vesicle-mediated transport; endoplasmic reticulum to Golgi vesicle-mediated transport. Gene Ontology annotation, cellular component: COPI vesicle coat.
UUUUUGCUACGUGUCAGGAAGUUCUGUAGUCAAACAUGGCGGCGCAGCAGGGAGAUGUUGAUGAACUCUUCGAUGUGAAAAAUGCCUAUUAUAUUGGCAGUUAUCAGCAAUGUAUCAACGAGGCUCAGAAGGUGAAGCCGUCAACAGCAGAAAAGGAGACUGAAAGAGACAUGUUCUUGUACAGAGCAUACAUUGCGCAGAGGAAGUAUGCUGUUGUCCUGGAUGAUAUCAAGGGCAACUCUGCACCAGAGCUUCAGGCUGUCAGGAUGCUUGCUGAGUACCUGUCCAGUGAAAGCAAAAGGGACGCUAUUGUUGCUGAUCUAGACAAGAAGAUGGCGAAGAGCGUGGAUGCUGCCAACACCACCUUCCUCCUCAUGGCGGGCUCCAUCUACUACCAUGAGAUGAACACGGAUGCUGCUCUCAGGACUCUGCACCAAGGAGAAAGCCUCGAGUGCAUGGCCAUGAGCAUUCAGGUGUUGCUGAGUCUGGAUCGUGUUGACCUGGCAAGGAAAGAGCUGAAGAAGAUGCAAGAGCAGGAUGAGGAUGCUACUCUAACCCAGCUGGCCACAGCCUGGGUUAACAUUGCUGUGGGUGGAGAGAAGCUCCAGGAUGCCUACUACAUUUUCCAGGAGAUGUCCGACAAGUACUCCUCAACACUGCUGCUCCUCAACGGGCAGGCGGCCUGUUACAUGGCUCAGAACAAGUGGGAGGAGGCUGAGGGAGUGCUACAGGAGGCUCUGGACAAGGACAGCAGUCACCCUGAGACGUUGAUCAACCUCAUAGUGCUGACUCAGCACCUGGGCAAAGCUCCCGAGGUAACCAAUCGAUACCUCUCUCAAUUGAAAGAUGCACACAAAGCACACCCAUUCCUCAAAGACUACUUAGCCAAGGAGAACGAGUUCGACAGACUAGUGAUGCAGUACGCUCCCACCGCUACAGCAUAAGCCAUCUGCUUCUGCCGAGACACCUCAACCAUGGACUUCAGUACAAACACCAUGAAGUUAUCUUUAUUAGCUGCAUCGCUGCAUUUGUUUUGAUACCUGUCAGAAAAAAAAAAGUCAAAUUUAAACUGUAGCUAUAUUAUUUAAACAAGACCAGAAGUCAUCAUUUCCCCUGUGUGUAGAUGAAACAUGUCCAUCCUUUAUUAAUUUGGAAUUUCUCUUAUGAAAUCUGUUUUAAUGUAAGCAUUCCUCUGAAUUGAUAAUAAAUGUAUAAUUCCUG